AUGUGCCCACCAGUCCGGACAGGCACAUGCUACUGGAAGGACCACACUACUCGCGACAAGCAGAGCCUGGCUAAUAAGGGGCAAUGGGGAACGUCAACCAGUUCGCCUACUGAUCGCCAGGGAUCAGAGUUGUCCUUUAUAGCCGAAGAUUUAGUGCGACGAGCCCAGAUCACCCGUUCCGCUGCCUCCAUUCCGCUCCUCGGAAUCGGUGGUACAUACUCCGGUCGUACUAAGGGAAGCGUUCUCGUUCAGCUUCAAUCCAUACAUGACUCUGCGAAUUGUUCACUCCGAGCCUUUGUAUUGCCACGCCUUACCACCAGGCUACCGCCGUGUACCACAAGUUCCUCACCUUCACGUCAGAUUUCUGGACUUUCGCUCGCCGAUCCGGAGUAUUUUGUCUCGGGGCCGAUACAGAUCAUCAUCGGAUCCGACAACUAUCAUGCCGUGAUUCGACCAGGCUUGAUACCAGGCAAUUCAUCCUCGCCAACGGCGCAGCAAACUAUUUUUGGAUGGGUCCUCUGCGGCCCAAUCCCCGCGGCAGAAACACCUGCCUCUGCCCGAGCGCACCACUGCUCACCGGAUCACGAACUGCAAGGUCUCAUCGCCAAGUUUUGGAUCCAGGAGGAGCUACCGGAUGCCACCAGGGCGGCAUUGAACGAAGAGGAGCAGGAGUGUGAGAAUCACUUCUCGUCGACUCACUCACGGGAUGCCAAGGGCAGAUACGUAGUUCGCCUGCCACUAAAAUCGAAUCCAGGGUCAUUGGGAGAAUCAAAAUCGAAGGCUCUCGGCUGUCUUAGACGCCUAUUUCAACGAUUCUCUUCCGACGGUACAUUCCAACGACUUUAUGUGGAAUUUAUCGAAGAAUACCGAAACAUGGGACACAUGAUUGAGGCUGAUACCUCCUCCGCUCACACCCCUGUCCAUUAUCUUCCACAUCACGGAGUAUUUCGGGAGAACAAUCGUACUACCAAACUAAGAGUCGUGUUUAACGGAUCCAGUCGUACGAGCAACGGCCUUGCGCUCAACGAUAUUCUCCACCCAGGAGCGAAGCUUCAGACUGACAUUUGCGAUAUUCUGCUCUGGACCCGCUCUCACAAAGUUCUUUUCUCUGCAGACAUCGUGAAAAUGUUCCGUCAGAUUGCAGUCCACCCCGACGACUGGGAUUUGCAGAGAAUCCUGUGGUUUGGACCGGACCAACAGCUUCUCGCCUACCGGCUUACAACGGUAACCUACGGGCUCACUUGUGUGCCCUUCUUGGUGAUGCGGACCCUCCAGCAACUAGUGAGUGACGAAGGGCAUCGUUACCCCCAGGCGAUCGGCCCUAUGACCAAGGGCAGGUAUGUCGACGACAUCUUCGGAGGAGCCGACACACCCUCCGAAGCCAAGGAGAUCAUCAGGCAGGUGAUUCAGCUUUGCGAGGCGGGGGGACUUCCGUUGCAAAAGUGGAAUAGCAACUGUUCCGAACUUCUGCCUAACUCAAAUCAGGAGACAUCCGCCGACGUCGAGAUUGAGCCAUCCUCCAGCAAGAUUUUGGGCAUCGUUUGGCGACCAGGCUCCGAUACCUUGCACUUCUCGCCCGGUAUUCCAUGCGUACCCACCUUUACGAAAAGAGCGAUCGCCUCGGACAUAGCGAGACUGUAUGAUCCUCUGGGGCUAAUUUCACCAAUCGUCGUAAAAGCUAAGGUUCUUCUACAGGAGCUUUGGCUGUUGAAGAUCGGGUGGGAUGAGACACUUCCUACCGAGGUCCAAGAGAGAUGGUCUGCAUUCCGCCAGCAACUACGCCAGUUAGAACCACUUUCCAUACCACGAUGGGUCGGUAUUCUUCGCUCCUACGCUCCGAGGAUAGAGAUACACGGAUUCUCGGAUGCAUCGCAACUUGCCAUGGCGGCGGCUGUUUACACAAGGAUCCUGAGCGAUAACGAUACAGGUUACGUCCAGCUGGUGUGCUCCAAAACGAGGGUUGCCCCCCUCAAACGGCUCACCAUUCCACGACUCGAGCUCACUGCCGCUCUGCUUCUAGCUCGGUUGAUAGCCAGGACGACAAAGGCUCUGGAGCUGUCUGACACACCGGUCUUCUGCUGGUCGGACUCCUCAGUUGCCUUGACGUGGAUAUCGGCUCACCCCUCACGCUGGAAGGACUUUAUCCGGAAUCGCGUGUCUGCCAUCCAAGAGAUCCUACCAAACGGGUCAUGGCGCUAUGUGCCGGGAAAGGAGAAUCCUGCGGACCUUGCCUCAAGAGGCCUACUACCGGAUCAGUUGAUACACCGCGAGCUGUGGUGGAAGGGACCUAAGUGGUUAUCCGACUCCCCAUCUGCCUGGCCUUCCGCCGAAUAUAGACCUGCGCCAAGGUCGAAUUUGGAAGAACGACCCGGACAGGUUCUGAUGGCCGCUGCCUAUCGACCUCAGUACUGGGAGCUGCUUCACAAAUAUUCCUCCCUCACCAGGCUCCUGCGUGUUACUGCGACGUGUCGCAGAGUUGCAGCCUGUCUACGCAAGGUGCCGAAAUCCUCCCCCAUCGACCACCCCUUGACCCCGCUGGAAAUCCAGCUGGGCCGCGACCUGUGGAUUCGAACG
Vollenhovia emeryi is the source of this 2574-nucleotide messenger RNA. RefSeq lists its product as uncharacterized. NCBI's taxonomy places the organism in Eukaryota, Metazoa, Arthropoda, Insecta, Hymenoptera, Formicidae. The record is from RefSeq and is a predicted model, not a curated record. The transcript has a single exon. The annotation marks the transcript as partial.